AUGAGUGAUUUGAUCGCCGAUUUGCCUAAAGGACCAUUGACUCCAUUCCGAGAAACGGCGACUUUUGAUUGGAAAGCAUUGAAAGUACAUCUUGAAGGAGAGGAAUCGAUCAAGUUCAAGAACGAGGUCUACGCGGUGCUUAGCCGAGAUCCGAUCUUUGCCCGAGAUUUCAGCCGUCCUUCAACCGAUGAAUAUCGAGAAAUCAAUCACAAAAGAUGGAAGGCAGUUCUUGAACAUCAAUUUAUUGAUGAUUUUUUCGCCGAGCUUGAGCGAACACAAGACCUUCUCGAAAUCCUUGAAACGUAUGAUCAAGGAUUGUCUGGAAGAUAUGCUCUACACGCAAAUGUGUUUUUCUCGGCAAUUCUCACGAUCGGCACAGAAAGACACGCGGAGAUUCUCGAAAAACGAGAAACAAUGAGAUUGGAACCCUGGCCACAUUCGACAAGGGAGAAUUCGUCUUCACCACUCCACACGAUGGAGCAAUCAAGUGUUGGGCUGGGAAUCUCGCUCAAUCAGCCACUCACGCGGUGGUGUUCGCUCGUUAGAGAUCCAAAUAACUACCGCUCACUUCCCGGGAUCACCAUCGGCGACAUGGGCACAAAGCCGGGUGUUUGGGAUGGAGUCGAGAAUGGGUGGAUGAGCUUCUCGAACCAUCGUGCCCCAUUGUGGACUCUUUUGAAUAAAGGAUGUGAUGUGACAGAGAGCGGUGAAUAUAAGAGUGCCUAUUCGUCGAGUCGAGAACGUCAAUCGGUCAGUCUUGGAUCGCUGAGUGCUGGCAGAAUUGGAAUCGUAGCAAAAGGAGCAAACGCUUGCCGCCUUGCCGCCACAAUCGCGAUUCGGUACAGCUGUGCUCGACAUCAAUUCGGCGAAAAACCUGGCAGUGAUAAUGAACGAGCUGUGAUCACCUAUCCUCUGCAAAGACAUCGUCUAUUUCCGAUUUUGGCUCAAGCCUACGUGAUUCGACUUUAUCAGUCGAAAUUGAUGAAUCAUUUCCGCGAGUAUAUGAUGAGAAUGGUUGGCGGAGAGAAAAGUCCCGAAUUGGCAGAGUUGUCAAAAGAAGUGCAUGGCUUAUCAUCUUGCACAAAGCCGCUAGCAACUUGGAUGGGCGUGGCAGCAUUGGGUGAAGCGAGGACAUGUUGUGGAGGACAUGGCUUCCUCCAAUCAUCUCGUCUGAACAAUCUUCGCGAUGAUUUUGAUCCAUCACAAACUUUCGAGGGAGAAAACAAUGUCCUCCUUCAACAAACCUCAAAUUGGUUGGUGGCCAAGAAAGCGGCAGGCGGAGAUUUGAAAAGUCCGAUGGGAACAACGGAUUUCCUGGUUGAUGGCGGGGCAUUAGUUGAUGGACCGGUAGUUAGACGUGUCCUCGGCGCCUACACUUGGCUUGUGCAUCAUCUGAUCGCAAAAACCGAAAUGCGACAUAAAGAGCUGAAAGCACAAGGAAAGAGCUCGUUUGAUGUCAAAAAUGAGUCACAGAUUUACACAGCUCACACACUCUCGAUUGCUUACGGAGAAAGGGUGAUGCUUUCGUGGGCACAAGCCUUUGUUGACGACGCUCCGAUAGCAUUCAAAUCUGUGCUGCAACGUUUGGUCAAUAUUUUUGCGCUCGAUCGAAUUGAGAAACAUUUAUCUACUCUGUACAUUGGUGGUUUCUGUUCGGGUGGAUCGUUUGGUGAAUGGGUGAGAAAUACUCUUAUCGAUGAGGAAACCCUUCUUGCACCCGAUGCCAUUUCUCUUGUCGAUGUCAUCGCUCCACCCGAUUUCGUUCUCAACUCAGCGCUUGGAUCAAGCGAUGGACGCGCUUAUGAGCAUCUGAUGGCUGAAUUCCGUCGUCACACUGAUAAAAGGACACCGUUUUGGGGCGAUCUUGCCACUUUUCUUCACCAUAAACAACAAAGUAAACUU
Mesorhabditis belari is the source of this 1902-nucleotide messenger RNA. The record is from the annotation of a GenBank genome assembly. Lineage: Eukaryota; Metazoa; Nematoda; Chromadorea; Rhabditida; Rhabditidae.